AAGAAAAAGAAAUAAAUAAAAAAGUGAGGGCUCGUCGCUCUUUCUCUCUCUCUCUCUGCGACGGCGCCUCCACCUCGUCGAACCCUUUCUCCACUCCCAAGAAGAAGAGAGGAGAGGAGAGGAGAGGAGAGGAGGAUCAACAAUGGCGGGGCGAGGUACGGCCAUGGAGGGAGUCUCCUUCUCCGACGACGUCGUCAUCAAGUCCCCCACCGACCGUAGAUCGUACCGGAUUCUCCGCCUCCCCAACGGACUCUGCGCCGUCCUCGUCCACGACCCCGAGAUCUACCCCGACGGCCAUGGCGGCGACGCCCUAGAGGGCGGGGGCGACGAGGGCGAAUUCGGAUCGGAGGAGGACGAGGACGAGGACGAGGAGGAGGAGGAGGAGGAGGAGGAGGAGGAGGAUGACGAAGAGGAUGGGGAGGAAGAGGAUGGUGAUGGCGAUGGAGACGCGGAUGGGGAUGGAGAUGGGAGUGAGAAGAAGAAGAAGAAGGGGGAUUCGCCCACUAAAAAGGCUGCUGCAGCGGUGUGUGUAGAAAUGGGUAGCUUCUCUGAUCCUUCAAAGGCUCAGGGUCUAGCCCACUUUCUAGAACAUAUGCUUUUUAUGGGGAGUUCUGAGUAUCCUGAUGAAAAUGAGUAUGAUAGUUACUUGUCCAAGCAUGGUGGCUCGACAAAUGCUUACACCGAAACCGAGUACACUUGCUACCAUUUUGAAGUUAACCGGGAGUAUCUCAAGGGGGCCUUGAAAAGGUUCUCGCAGUUCUUUAUAUCACCACUUAUGAAGGCUGAAGCUAUGGAACGUGAGGUUUUAGCAGUUGACUCAGAGUUCAACCAGGUACUUCAAAGUGAUAGUUGUCGUCUUCUGCAACUUCAUUGUCACACAUCUUCUGCUGGGCACCCUUUUAACCGAUUUUUCUGGGGUAAUAAGAAAAGCUUACUUGAUGCUAUGGAAAGUGGUGUCAAUCUGAGAGAAGAAAUCUUGCGAAUGUACAGGGAUAAUUAUCAUGGAGGAAGGAUGAAGUUGGUUGUCAUUGGUGGAGAGUCACUUGAUGUACUGGAAGAUUGGGUGGUGGAGCUUUUCGGCAAAGUUAAAGCUGGUCCGCCAUUAAAAAUGAGUUGGAAGAUUGAUAUGCCUGCCUGGAAAGCUGGAAAGUUAUACAAGUUAGAGGCUGUUAAGGAUGUCCACAUCCUUGACUUAACAUGGACAUUGCCUUGUCUGCAUAGAGAAUAUCUAAAGAAGCCGGAGGAUUACUUAGCUCAUUUAAUGGGCCAUGAGGGAAAGGGCAGUUUGCUUUAUUUUCUGAAAGCUAAAGGAUGGGCAACAUCAUUAUCUGCUGGAGUUGGUGAUGAAGGAAUGCGCCGGUCUUCCAUUGCUUACGUAUUUGUGAUGUCUAUUAACCUAACUGAUUCUGGAUUAGAUAAGCUAUAUGAGGUUAUUGGUGCCGUACAUCAGUACAUCAAGUUAUUGCGGCAAUCUAAACCACAAGAAUGGAUAUUUAAGGAGCUCCAAGAUAUUGGAAAUAUGGAAUUCAGAUUUGCUGAAGAGCAACCCCAAGAUGAGUAUGCAGCAGAACUUGCAGAGAAUUUGCUAUAUUAUUCUGAAGAACACAUCAUCUAUGGAGAAUAUGCUUUUGAACAGUGGGAUCCAGCAUUGGUCGAGUUUGUUUUGAGCUUUUUCUCCCCUGAAAACAUGAGGAUUGACUUACGCACUAAGUCGUUUGAUAAGCAUUCUGAAGGCUCUGGCAUGCCCUGGGCCCAUCUGCAGCUCUACUUCCUUCUCUUUCAAUGUUCAGGCCUCAAACAUGAUUUUAUUUAUACAAAAUGUGCUGCAAUUCAAUAUGAGCCAUGGUUUGGUUCACGCUACAUCGAAGAAGACAUUCAGCCAUCCCUUUUUGAGAGCUGGCGAGAUCCUCCUGAAAUAGAUCCAUCUUUGCAUUUACCUCUGAAGAAUGAGUUUAUUCCCUCUGACUUUUCUCUCCGGAGUGUUAACGUGUCAAAAAACAUUAGUAGCAAUGAUCCUAAAUGCCUUGUGGAACAGCCAUUAAUGAAGUUCUGGUAUAAGAUUGACUUGACAUUCAAUGUGCCUCGUGCGAAUACAUACUUCCUGAUAACUGUGAAGGAUGGAUAUAGCAGUGUGAAGAAUUCUGUCUUAACUGAGCUCUUUGUGAAUCUUCUUAAAGAUGAGCUAAAUGAAAUUUUGUAUCAGGCUGAAGUGGCUAAGCUGGAGACAUCUUUGUCAAUUGUUGGUGACAAACUCGAGCUAAAACUUUAUGGUUUCAAUGACAAACUGCCCGUUUUGCUAUCAAAAAUACUGGAAUUGUCGAAAUCCUUCUCCCCAAGAAUUGAUAGAUUUAAGGUUAUCAAAGAGGAUAUGGAGAGAGCGUACAGAAACACAAACAUGAAGCCUUUGAGUCAUUCUACCUAUUUGAGGCUGCAAAUACUGCGUCAGGUUUUCUGGGAUGUAGAUGAGAAACUGGCCACUCUGUUAAAACUAACCCUUUCGGACUUACAGGCUUUUAUUCCUAACCUUCUUUCUCAGCUACACUUUGAGGGCCUUUGCCAUGGGAAUCUGUCUGAAGAGGAGGCCAUCAACGUAGCAGAUGCCUUUACAAAAAUAUUUUCAGUACAAACUCUGCCGGUGGAGUUGAGACAUCAAGAGCAUGUCUUGUGUCUGCCAUCUGGCGCGCGCCUCCUUAGAAGCGUAAAUGUGAAGAAUACGCUUGAAGUGAAUUCUGUGGUUGAGCUUUAUUUUCAAAUUGAACAGGACAUAGGUACAGAGGCAACUAGAUUGAGAGCUAUCACAGAUCUUUUUGGCAGUAUUAUCGAAGAACCAUGUUUUGAUCAGCUAAGGACAAAGGAGCAGCUUGGAUAUGUUGUUGAAUGUGGCCCACGAAUGACAUACCGUGUGCUAGGGUUUUGCUUUCGUGUGCAGUCGUCGAAGUAUGGCCCUUUUUAUUUGCAAGAAAGGAUUGAGAACUUCGUCAACUCCAUACAAGGGUUACUGGACGGCCUUGAUGAUGAAUCUUAUGAGAACCACAGAAGUGGGUUGAUAGCUGAGAAACUCGAAAAGGACCCAUCACUUUCAUAUGAAACCGGUCAUCAUUGGAGUCAAAUAGUGGAAAAGAGAUAUCUAUUCAACAUGUUGAAAUUAGAAGCAGAGGAGCUCAGAACAAUUCAAAAGAGCGAUGUUAUCAGCUGGUACAACACAUAUAUAAAACUGACAUCGCCAAAAUGUAGGCAACUUGCUAUUCAUCUGUGGGGCUCCAAUACCGAUAUCAACGAGUCGACCAAGAUGCAAGAGAAAUCUUGGAAGGUCGUCGAAGACAUCCAUUCCUUCAAAAUUUCAUCAGGCUACUACUCAAGCCUGUGCUGAAGCAAUUUGCAGAUUUUUUGGUUUUUUUUAGCUUGAGAUUGGAAUUGGUGGGCGAAUUGAUUGUAACAGCGUCGAGUUUGGUGCAGUAUUUAAGGUUUGGUACGCAUGUGGUCCGUCCUAAAGCACGUGCAUGAUUCUAUUCUGCAGGAAUUUUCUAAAGCCGUACGUGUGUAUAUUCGUAUAUUCGAUAUUCGACAUAACGCACAUAGUUCAAUGUAAAUAAUAAUUGGCUUAAUUGGUAUAGGUGUAUGUAAUGUAACUCGGGAUUGCGUAAAGAGUAUGGUAGGCCCACGCAUAAAUCUACGAAACGCUUACGGCGUUUCUUUCCCGGGAAAAGAAAAAAAGGAAAAAUAAAAAUAAAAAUCUAUGAGAGCUUUCCUGA
Ananas comosus (pineapple) is the source of this 3752-nucleotide messenger RNA. Its product is annotated as nardilysin-like. Gene Ontology annotation, molecular function: metal ion binding; metalloendopeptidase activity. The coding region runs from base 143 to 3370 and encodes 1075 amino acids. NCBI's taxonomy places the organism in Eukaryota, Viridiplantae, Streptophyta, Magnoliopsida, Poales, Bromeliaceae. The record is from RefSeq and is a predicted model, not a curated record. The transcript is spliced from 20 exons. Gene Ontology annotation, cellular component: cytosol. Gene Ontology annotation, biological process: proteolysis.